GCCAGCGCGCAGUUCUCCACGCAGGGAGACCGAGGACUGCAGUACAGCGGCAGUGCGCUUGAGGCGACACUAGGGGCGGAGUUUGACCUCUCAAGUCUCAAAACAUCACUAAUCCGCGUCGGACACUCGGGCUCGGGCCGUCAGCUGCAGACGCUCGUGGCAGAAAAGGAAAAGAUCCGGGACGAAUCUCCAUCCGAGCAUCGUUGUCCCGACGGGAUCUGCGCGGUGCCAUCGUCGGACGCGGGCUCGGGCUGUGUGUGCGCCCUGUGCGCGUGUUGCAGGGGCUGAGUGCUGCACCGUGGCAGAUAGUGCGUUACAUGCGUCGGGACGUGUCUGCAGUCAUCUCGAGCCGGGUUUUGUUCGCAGGUUUCGGGCAGAGGUGCCGGGAUCUGCGCGUUGACAGCUGCGCCGCGCUGCGCCCCCAAGCUCGAGGUCUCCGCUCCUCCGAGAGACUCUUACCAGUCGCCAUUCGAUGUCCAGCAGCACACGGCUGAAGCUGCCCUGUGGCUGAUCCCGACGAUGCUUUCCACCAACCGCUCCGGAGGCGCGUGGGGAUGAAAUGGUUGGAGCCCGUGGCCAGACCGACACACCAGCUCCCACCUCCCAGUAUGUCCGGCUGCAGCAAGUCUCCCUCCAACUCUGGAGAAGUUGCAGGCUCUAACUCCAUGGCCUGGGUGAAGAUGUUCAAAAAACCCGGAGGGGGCCUGAAAAAGUCCUACCAGCCUGGGAGCAUGCUGUCACUCGCGCUCACCAAAGGCCUGCUGAACGAGCCCGGGCAGAAUAGCUGCUUCCUAAACAGCGCUGUUCAGGUGCUUUGGCAGCUGGACAUUUUCAGGAGAAGUCUGAGGCAGCUCUCGGGUCACUUUUGUCUGGGGGAUGGCUGCAUCUUCUGUGCUCUAAAGAGUAUAUUCAGCCAGUUUCAACAGAGCCGAGAGCGCGUGCUUCCCUCCGACAGCCUGCGGAACGCCCUAGCUGAAACCUUUAAGGACGAGCAGCGCUUCCAGCUGGGCCUGAUGGACGAUGCUGCUGAGUGCUUCGAAAACAUCCUGGAGCGAAUCCAUUUACACAUCGUUUCAGACACAGCGACUGAUGCUUGUUCAUCCAAAUCCUGCAUCACACAUCAGAAGUUUGCAAUGAUGCUUUAUGAGCAGUUUGUGUGUCGCUGUUGUGGUGCAUCUUCAGAUCCACACCCGUUCACAGAAUUUGUACAUUAUGUCUCAACCACUUCUUUAUGCCAACAGGUUGAUCGAAUGUUGGGUAAGAACGAGCGGCUCAGGUCCGACAUGUUUGGAGAAUUGCUGCAGGCAGCAAACAACACAGGGGACCUCCGCAGCUGCCCGAGUGACUGUGGUCAGAGCAUCAAGAUCCGCCGUGUGCUCAUGAACUGUCCAGAGAUCGUGACCAUAGGAUUCGUGUGGGACGCCGAGCAGUCGGAUCUCACGGACGAUGUCAUCCGGUCGCUUGGCCCACGUUUGAACCUGUGUGGGCUUUUCAACCGCGUCACUGAUGAAAAUGCCAAACGGAGCGAGCUACAUCUGGUGGGGAUGAUCUGUUUUUCGAGUAAACAUUACUCAGCUUUUGCCUAUCACACCAAAUCUUCAAAAUGGAUGUUUUUUGAUGAUGCUACUGUAAAGGAGAUCGGAUCCAAAUGGAAAGACGUGGCCUCUAAAUGCAUCAGGGGACAUUUCCAGCCUCUUCUCUUGUUUUACACUAAUCCUGAGGGAAGUCCAGUGUCCAAUGAAGACGCACCGAGACAAACCACAAUGUGUCCCCGCUACAAAGGCCAAGUAAAUGGUGACGCGACAGUGAAACAUCCCCUCGGCAGCCCUAAAAAAUACCAGGAACCUUUCAUGGAGAAUCUACAGAGGCCUGGUGAAACCUCAAGAAAGGACCGAGGGCAUCGGAGAACGGAUCCGUCGCAACACAAAGAGACGCCACACACGACAUCUUCAUCCCCUCCAGAGAACGGACUGAGGCCUUCUGCAGACCACAAAUCCAAAAGCCACCAACGCACUGAGAAGUCAUCAAACCAUUCGAGCAGAGGGUCCCAGGAGCCUCGAGGACAAUCUGUGGGUACGCAGGGCGGGGGGCAGAAAAACAACCCCUCCCCGAGUCGCUACGAUCAGGAGGGCUGCCAGGAGCAGUGGGACAGAGGGGGAGGUGGAGGAGGCCGCAACAAAUCCAAGUCCACUUGGAGACCCAUACGGGAGGUGUUAAACGUGGACACCGUGCUGAACGAGCUGGAGCAGCGCCGGCAACAGCAGCAGGACAGCCCACGGCGCGGCAGGCCCUCCCAGGAAAGGGUGCACGCCGAACCCAGUCGAGACCGCGAGAGGGAAUUUGUACGAACCAGAGAAGAUCGGAAGCAGCAGAAGUGUUUGAUGACCAUCUACGAGGACGAGCAGAGGCACGAGACCGAGAGCCACAGCUCCGUAGAGUCGGAGAGCAGGGCCAACCAGCAGAGGGGCGGCCGGCUUACAGGCGGCCCCAAGACGCUGCUGCGGAGCGACACCUGGAUCAUUCAGAGGACGGAGUCCGGCUACGAGAGCAGCGACAGACUCAGCAGUGGCUCCACCAACCCGGACUCACCGGGGGUCGAUGGCUUUGCUGUUAAAGACCAGAGAUCAACACCAGAGGCACAGCUGCAAAGCCUGCUGCAUCAGAAAGGAGACGAUGCAAAGUCAAGUACAGCGUCGUCACCUUCACACAACGGUAAACAUCAUGCCAAACCUCAGGGAAAGAACCAUGACCAAGUUUCACAUUCACAUCUGAAGUGCAGUCCGGGUUCAAGACGGAAAUCAAAGUACACGUCUGGCACCUCCAGGAAAGCUGUGUGUUCAGAGCGGGACUCCACUGGGGGUGAGAGCUGGCCGAGUGAUGAGCAGGAGCUGACGAACUGUAGAGAAAGUACAGCCCUGAGGCACAUCACAAAAACCAGUAGCUCCGAGUGGAACAGCUCCGACGAUCUCGCUCUCUCGGAGUCCGAGGACAGAGAGAGUACUUAUCGCUCCAGCAACAGCGAGGCCGCCGCCUCCGAUCCCCAGUGUCCUCACAUAACGCUGCCCUACCAGCCUCCCUGCAAUGUGACCGCAGAGCCCCUGAACAAUCAGCGUCAGCUCAGCACUACGGGGUCGCCUCACCUCCGACCCUCCCAGCGGACCUCUCCUCACCAGGCCGAAUCCAGCCACACCGCGUUUCGCCCGAGGAUGCUCCAAGAACCCUUACCGCCGAGUCCUCGUCUUUCCUCCACGUCCUACGUCAGUCCUCUCAGGAGGCCCGACAUGUCCGGCCUCCGAACCUUCUCAGAUGCAAGCUCCAAGUCGGGCUCUGACCCGGAGAGGAGCACGCCGUCGUCAUGCGACAGCGAGGAAAGACUCGGCGUAAGCAGAGCGGAGCAGGCAGCGGCGGCUCAAGAGGUUUCUCUCACAACAUACUUCACCGUGGAUAACUGUAUGACGGAAACAUACCGUCUCAAGUACCACAACCAGAGGCCUCUUGUCCUCUCAGCCACGGUGCCGCGGACAGUGGUUACGACGGAGCGCCGAGAUACCAGCCACACACUCCCCCCCGACACACACUCACAAGAUGUGCCAAAAACCAGACCUGAAACAAUGGCAGCUCUUCUGGUUCAGGAGGCCGAGGACCAUAAUAUCCCAACAGAAUGAAUCUCCACAUGUGGCUGUAGAGGGCGCUGUUGCUUAAUACAAGUUGUACAGUGUUGUUUAAUAUAUCUCUUGUAUAUUUUAGGCCAGUAGGGACUGUUAUAUGGCAGAUUUAGACUUUUAUAAGAUAUCUGCAUCAAUGUAAUGAAAACAACCUGAUUUGUCAAAUAUGUGUUCACUCUUUUGAAUCCAUUAAUAGCUUCCAAUUUAUUUCUGAACUUUGUGCAUUUAUAUCACAAUAUAAAACUGUAUAUUACCCCAAUGGAAGGUUUUAUUUAUACCACCCACUUCUACCCAAAAGAUAUUGAUGAAUUCGAAGUGACAGAAAUCCGUUGUCUUCUCUGUUGUGGUGUGAAACCUGUAUAAAACAUCAUCUCUCUUUACAGGCCAUAAUAGCAAUAAACCCACUGCAAAAUGGAACCCGGUGACGGCCAAAGGACUGGACGAUCGUGGUUUUUUAUGAGUGUUAAGUCAGUACGUUUUGUUUACAAAGAUGGACUGUGGUCAGUUGAGAAUUAACUGGAUGCCAAAGAGCUUAGGGAAUGGAAAGAUGUUCUGAAGCGUGACAUCUCCAAACUGAGUGGACUUUAUUUAUGCAAGCUUGUCACUGAAGAAAAAUGUCUAAAAAGCUGUUACGUAUUGUGUGAUGGAUUUUCAACUGUCACAUUUAUUGUCUUCCAUUAUCCUGCGGCAUUGCUGCGAGAAGAUUUUAGUUUUUACCAAAAUCUAGACUGUUUCCAGUUUGCACAAAAAGAGUCUUUUGGUCACUUUAUGUCAAGUUUAAAGUGUUUUUUUCUUUAUUUUUACAGCAGUUCUGCAAAAGUGCUGCAGAACUGUGAUGUACUGAUACAGGGGGGGGCAAUGGUGAGCUACCGUUAGACUGAUUGUACUGUGGUAUGAGGUGUGAUAACAAAUCACAGCACGAUGACGUGAAGUGAUUUGUUGAAUUUACUUCAUCAGAAUAUGAUGUCAUUCUACUUAACGAAAUAAAACCUACCGGUCGAGGUUUGACUCUUCAGCAGCGGGUUGGAGAUAUGGACUGUUUAAAAAGAUGGAUGACACGUCUCCACUUCCACUAUCCAGAAAUGUAGCUAAAAUAUCCUGGAUACGAGUGGAACCAUCUUCCUCAUCUGCACAGUGGUGAUGGAGGAAGGAACUGCGGCACCGAGGUCUCGUCGAUACAUGCGUUUGACCAAUCCUGAGUCUGUCUCAGCUGUCAAUCAUGAUGUUUAACCCCCAUUUUUAUAGCAUCAAAUUACAAUUUAAAACCACCUACUGGAAAAAAUGUACAUUUAAACAAACAUCAGUGUGAUAACAACAACAACUACCUAAAAUGGCAGAAACCAUCUUUAGGGAAAAAGUUAUUUGAGUUUGGCUCAGGCGACAUUUUUCUCUCCGAACUCGUCUGAGGCCGAGAGAAAUCUAAUCGAGCCCGACUUUAACCGUCUGGGUCAUUGUGCCCUGAUGCAGUUGAUAUGAGACGCACUAAAGCUCCCUCUUCCUCACACAUGGUUAUUACUCGUUUUCCUCAAUGGUAAACAUGCGCAGUGUAUAAAAAAAUCCAUCCUGAGGUGCAAGGGUCGCGCAGCCACGUUCUACUUUGAUCCAUGUCCCAUCCACUAACAUGGAGGAGGCAGGGUUUGUGACUGCUACUCCUGCCCGCCAGCAGGUGGCGAUCAAGACAUUUUGGCUUCACUUUUUGGGGAGCCGUCAUGUCGUCCAUCUUUACAGUCGAUGACUGGAGGUAGUGUCACUAAAGGAGGCUGAAUUAGCGAGACUGAGAUGCUCGUUGACUUUCUGCUGAUCGAGGGCUUUGGCUCACCAGGGAACAGACGUGGCAACACUUUGAUUUAGUUAGUUAUUUGUCUCAUCUGUUAUCACUUAUCAGCUCUUUCACAACAUUUAUUAGUUGAUGAAUGAGCGACGGCUGACCCCUGACAGUCCACCUCCUCGGCUGUAAAACAAAAAAUUCUUGUUCAUCAUUUCUUCAAGUGAUUUGUUCAUUUCUUUGGGAAACAAAAAAUCAUUGGUUGAUUUCAACCAAUCGCUGAUAAAUAUGUAGAGAACUUUCAGAGACAGCCCUCAGGUUAUGCGUCACUAAAUACCAUCAUGUAAACUUGUGUAGUCGAACCUCGAUCCUUCUAAUCCUUUUUUUUUAAAACUCACAGUGAUGUCAAAUUGUAUUUUCUCAGUCUUCCUGUUGAAGUAGAAAUAUUUAAACAGGUCUGUAAUGCAGGUAUUUUCCUAAAGAUGCCAAUAUAGGUAAUUUGCCUAUCCGAUAUUAUUAUUAUUAUUGACCGUACAACAAAUAUUCUUGUCAAUAGGAUUAAUGUUCUAAAACCUGCAUGUGGCCUUUACAGAAGUCUUAAUAGCUGCGUGUACAGCUUGAGCAUGAGCAUGAAAAUACUGGACUGAGUCCAACGAACAGAAAUUCUAUUUGAUUUGACUUAAUUGUAAUACAGUAAAUUCAUUAAAUGUCAUUUUGUAACUGCAGUUGAUUUGGAAACCUUUUAAUGCUUGAAUACUCUGUUGUUUAUGAAUCCAUUGUAAAUACAAACAUAUAAUGCGAACAACACGACUGUCCGAGACAAACUAUGCAUCCACUGACGGUUACUUUGAGAUUAUGUUAACGGCACAUUUCAGUGUUUUUUAAGCUUUGUAUUGUGUCCAUCAGACAUUCCUGAGAAUACACAUUAAAAAGAAAUCUGUGUUUUCAA
Messenger RNA from Hippoglossus stenolepis (Pacific halibut), 6379 nucleotides. RefSeq names its product ubiquitin specific peptidase 53b (gene usp53b). The record is from RefSeq and is a predicted model, not a curated record. Lineage: Eukaryota; Metazoa; Chordata; Actinopteri; Pleuronectiformes; Pleuronectidae. The transcript is spliced from 17 exons. Gene Ontology annotation, biological process: response to auditory stimulus; sensory perception of sound; protein deubiquitination. The coding region runs from base 555 to 3665 and encodes 1036 amino acids. Gene Ontology annotation, cellular component: cell-cell junction. Gene Ontology annotation, molecular function: cysteine-type deubiquitinase activity.